AAUCCCCUUUUCCCUUGCCCACUAAAACUUCUAUUUUUUAUUUUUCUGACGCAAACCGCCUUACAAUUUUGUUAUCCUUAUCUUCUAUUCUUCACUGCCAUCCUUCUCUAAUUCUCUUUCUCUGUCAACCAGGUUCCAAUUCCUUUCCUUUCACCGCUCUUCGACCCGCCCAUGGCUUUCUCCACCACUCCGUUUUACGAACCCUUUUUGUAGAUUGCUUUCUGUUGGAGACGAUGGUCUGGCGACUUGAAGUGUUUUCCACAAACCAUCGCUUCCCUCUCCUUCUACCAGCUCCAUGUGACUCCUGCUUCGAUCGUCUCGUGUUUCUCAUUAAUUUUGUGUUUAAAACCACAAUUUCAGGAAAUCAAAUCAAUGACUUUACUUGCCGCAAGAACAAAGGGGAAGCAGAAAACACCGACUCCACCACACCGGUUGAUUCGAGUACCUUUUUCGUUUCACUUACUGUAAUCGAUUGGGAGUUUCUUUCUUCCAGUUGA
Lactuca virosa is the source of this 497-nucleotide messenger RNA. The record is from the annotation of a GenBank genome assembly. Lineage: Eukaryota; Viridiplantae; Streptophyta; Magnoliopsida; Asterales; Asteraceae.